UGUUUUUUUAUUAUUCAAUUAUAUACCUAUGUGUAUGUGUUUUUAAUUCACUAUAAUUAAUAUGUGUUUUAUCUUCAUUUCAGAUUUACGAUGUUGAUAAGGUGUAGGGCGGCACUGGGUGUCGCCGUGUUCCUCUUUCUAUUUUCAUCCACGUUAUCUGAGGGCAACCUCUUCACCUGUCCUAAUGGCUGGGAGUUAAAGGGGCUUCACUGUUACAAAUUUUUUAAUAUCAGGCAUUCUUGGGAAAAAGCGGCUGAAUUAUGCCGAAGAUACGGAAGUGAGCUCAUGGUAAUAGAUAGUUAUACGGAAAAUAAUAUGACCGCAAGCUUGGUGCCAUCUACUCCUACCAACACCCAUUAUUGGCUUGGUCUUGCUACAGUUGAUGACUUAAGAACAAAUACUUUAGAAUCAGCUGCGGGAACUCUAGUUUCACAAUAUGCAGGCUUUUGGGAUCUAAAACAGCCAAAUCCCAAAAAAGGAGAAUGUGUAGAUGUGCAUGUUACUUCAGAAAGCCAAUCAUGGGAAUUAACUACUUGUGAAACCCUUCUCCCUUUUAUGUGCAGAGCAUCUGCUUGCCCGGCGGGAACCUUCCUUUGUUCGAACGGAAGAUGCAUUAACGCGGCCUUCAAAUGCGACAAACAAGAUGAUUGUGGUGAUGCAUCGGACGAAAUGGAUUGCGCUAAUGAAUGUCAUUUUUACAUGGCAAGUAGUGGCGACGUAGUAGAGAGCCCUAACUACCCGCACAAAUAUGCUGCCUUUAGUGAAUGUAAAUGGACACUUGAAGGACCUCAAGGACAAAACAUCGUACUACAGUUCCAAGAUUUUGAAACUGAAAAGUCUUUUGAUACUGUUCAAAUCUUAGUUGGUGGUCGAACUGAAGAUAAAUCUGUCAACCUAGCUACGCUAUCAGGAAAACAAGAUUUAUCUAACACUCUUUAUGUAUCUGCUUCUAACUUUAUGAUAAUUAAAUUUAGUUCUGACGGAUCGGUUGAACGAAAAGGUUUUCGUGCAUCGUGGAAAACUGAAUCUUCUAAUUGCGGUGGUAUUCUUAGAGCAACUCCUCAAGGUCAAAUACUUACAUCUCCUGGCUAUCCAAAUAGUUAUCCUGGUGGCUUAGAGUGUAUGUACAUUAUUGAAGCACAACCAGGAAGAAUUGUUUCUUUGGAAAUCGAAGAUUUAGAACUUGAAAUGAAUAGAGACUAUAUAGUUAUUAAAGAUGGAAACACUCCAUCUAGUCCAGUACUCGCUAGACUAACUGGGCCUGGUGAAGAAAAUGAAAAAGUAGUAAUAUCUACCACAAACCAUUUGUAUAUGUAUUUCCGGACUAGCCUUGGAGAUUCUAAAAAGGGAUUCAAUAUGAGAUAUUCCCAAGGCUGCAGAGCCACAAUUAUAGCGGCAAACGGUACUUUUACUUCCCCAGCAUAUGGUCUCAGCAAUUAUCCAAAUAAUCAAGAAUGUUUAUACAGGAUUAAAAAUCCAAACGGUGGACCACUAUCUUUAAAAUUUGAUGAAUUCAAUAUUCAUUCUUCCGACGUAGUACAAGUUUUUGAUGGUUCAAGUACAAGUGGAUUACGACUACAUUCUGAUAACGGGUUUACUGUAAAACCAAGAAUAACAUUAACUGCUUCGAGCGGAGAAAUGCUGAUACGUUUUAUGUCUGACGCUUUACAUAACAGUGUUGGCUGGAAAGCAACAUUUUCAGCAGAUUGCCCCCCUAUACAAUCGGGUACAGGUGCCUUAGCAUCAAACAGAGAUACUGCGUUUGGAACAACAAUAACAUUUUCAUGUCCAAUAGGUCAAGAGUUUGCUACGGGAAAAUCUAGAAUUACAACACAGUGCUUAGACGGCGGAAAAUGGUCUACCACGUAUAUUCCUAGUUGUCAAGAGGUUUACUGUGGUCCUGUGCCUCAAAUUGAUAAUGGAUUUUCUAUUGGCUCAACAAACGUAACUUACCGGGGUGUAGCGACUUACCAAUGUUAUGCUGGAUUUGCAUUUCCGACUGGACAGCCUAUCGAAAGGAUCUCUUGUUUAUCAGAUGGCAGAUGGGAAAGAACUCCAACGUGUCUUGCAUCACAAUGCGUAGCUUUACCUGAUGUCCCACAUGCCAAUGUCACAAUAUUGAACGGCGGUGGUCGCAGCUAUGGUACAAUAGUUCGGUUCGAGUGUGAACCCGGUUAUGUUAGAUCUGGACAGCCUGUUCUUCUUUGUAUGAGUAAUGGAACUUGGUCUGGUGAAGUUCCAACCUGUUCUAAAGUUUUAUGUCCUAAGUUUCCUGAGAUUAAGAACGGAUUCAUCGCCGAUCAAACCAAGCUAUAUAUGUUCGGUGACGAAGCUCGAGUUCAAUGUUAUAAAGGAUUUAAAUUAAAUGGACCCAGCAUAAUCAAAUGUGGACCUAAUCAAAUCUUUGACGCAACUCCAAGUUGUGAAGAUAUCAAUGAAUGUUCAAGUAGUCAAUGUGAUUCAGCUUCAACCGAAUGUAAAAACACACAGGGUGGAUUUUAUUGCCCUUGUCGUCCCGGAUUUACUCCAAGCCUAGAUUGCAAACCUGUCGGUGAUUUGGGCUUAAUUAACGGUGCUAUUCCGGAUGAAUCUAUAACGACUUCCGCUUCUGAACCUGGAUAUUACAAAGGAAUGAUUCGCUUAAACAAUGGAGGAGGUUGGUGUGGAAAUAAUGUUGAGGCUGGUGCAAACUGGGUUUUAAUAGAUCUUAGAGCCCCUACUAUCAUAAGAGGAUUUCGCACAAUGAGCGUUAUGAGAGCAGACGCUAAUAUUGCAUUUACAUCUGCAAUAAGGAUACAAUACACCAAUGAUUUGACCGACGUGUUCAAGGAUUACACUAACCCUGAUGGAACCGCUGUGGAAUUCCGGAUAUUAGAACCUACACUAUCAGUUUUAAAUCUUCCAAUGCCAAUUGAGGCUCAGUACGUUAAAUUUAAAAUACAAGACUAUAUUGGGGCUCCAUGUCUAAAACUAGAAAUUAUGGGCUGCGCCAGACUUGAUUGUUCAGACAUUAAUGAAUGUAAUGAAAAUAAUGGUGGUUGUGACCAGAAAUGUCUCAACAUACCCGGAAACUAUUCAUGUGCUUGUAAUAUUGGUUACGAACUUUAUUCUUAUAAUGGAACAGCUGGAUUUUCUAUAGAGAAUUCUGAGACCGGUGAAAGAGAUGGUGACACAUACCAAAGAAAUAAGUCGUGUGUUCCAGUAAUGUGCCCGCCACUAAACUCGCCAGAAAACGGUAUAUUACUGUCAACUAAAAGUUCCUACCAUUUUGGAGAUGUUGUAGAAUUCCAGUGUGAUUUUGGUUAUGUUAUGUCUGGGUUUUCUUCUCUUCUUUGUACUUCAAGUGGAACGUGGAAUGGAACAGCUCCUGAGUGCCAAUUCGCACGUUGCGUAACAUUAUCCGAUGAUAAAAAUGAUGGUCUAAAAGUAAUUCGAGAUGACCCUGAAAGCGUUUUAGUUCCCUACAGAGAUAACGUUACAAUAACCUGUACUUCUCCUGGUCGUCAACUACGAAACACUCUUACAUCAUCUUUCAGACAAUGUGUUUAUGAUCCAAAACCGGGUCUUCCUGACUAUUGGUUUUCUGGAGCACAACCUCAAUGCCGGCGAAAAGACUGUGGUGUACCUAUGCCCACACCUGGAGCAGAAUAUGGUCAAUAUCUUGACACAAGAUAUCAAAGUUCUUUCUUCUUUGGCUGUCAGAAUACUUUUAAAUUAGCUGGACAAACAAGUAAACAUGACAACGUUGUUAGAUGCCAAGCAAAUGGAAUAUGGGACUUUGGAGACUUGAGAUGUGAAGGACCUGUGUGUGAUGAUCCCGGGCGACCUGCUGAUGGAUAUCAAAUUGCAAGAAGCUACGAACAAGGAUCUGAAGUUCUAUUUGGUUGUUCACGGCCUGGAUACAUUUUAAUCAACCCUAGACCUAUUACGUGUAUUCGUGAGCCAGAAUGUAAAGUAAUAAGGCCUCUUGGUUUAGCUUCGGGUAGAAUACCUGACUCGGCAAUUAAUGCUACUUCAGAGAGGCCUAAUUAUGAAGCAAAGAACAUUAGGCUUAAUUCGGUUACUGGAUGGUGUGGCAAACAAGAAGCCUUUACUUAUGUAAGCGUGGAUUUGGGCAAAGUAUACAGAGUUAAAGCAAUACUUGUUAAAGGUGUUGUAACAUCUGAUAUUGUUGGCCGUCCUACUGAAAUAAGAUUCUUUUACAAACAAGCUGAAAAUGAAAAUUACGUUGUUUAUUUCCCUAACUUCAACUUAACUAUGCGAGAUCCCGGAAACUACGGUGAACUUGCAAUGAUCACACUACCAAAAUAUGUUCAAGCAAGGUUUGUUAUCUUGGGUAUUGUAAGUUUCAUGGAUAAUGCUUGCCUCAAAUUCGAAUUAAUGGGUUGCGACGAGCCAUCUACGGAACCAUUACUCGGCUAUGAUUAUGGAUAUUCACCUUGUGUAGAUAAUGAACCGCCAGUAUUCCAAAAUUGUCCACAACACCCUAUUCUAGUACAAACAGACGUCAAUGGUGGACUUCUUCCGGUCAAUUUUACUGAACCCACUGCGACUGAUAAUUCAGGAGCUAUUGCUAGAUUAGAAGUUACCCCACAACACUUUAGAACACCGAUACAAGUUUUUCAUAAUAUGGUUGUGCGAUAUGUAGCGUUUGAUUUCGAUGGUAAUGUCGCAAUUUGUGAAGUUAAUAUAACAGUACCAGAUUAUACGCCCCCCAAAUUAAGUUGUCCGCAAAGUUACGUUAUCGAACUAGUUGACAAACAAGACAGCUAUGCAGUUAAUUUCAAUGACACUAGAAGAAGGAUAAAUGCUACGGAUGCCUCUGGCGAAGUCACUUUAAAAUUCAUACCCGAAAGAGCUGUUAUUCCUAUACGAGGUUAUGAAAAUGUGACAGUUAUAGCUUCUGAUAAAUAUGGAAAUAAGGCGCAAUGUAAUUUCCAGGUAUCUGUACAAGCAACACCCUGCGUUGAUUGGGAACUUUUACCACCAGCUCAUGGAGCUAUAAAUUGUCUGCCAGGAGACAGAGGAAUUCAGUGUAUUGCAACAUGCAGUCCAGGAUUCAGAUUCACAGAUGGUGAACCAGUUAAAACAUUUGUAUGUGAAACAAAACGUCGAUGGGUCCCUUCUGCAGUAGUUCCCGAUUGUGUUUCUGAAAAUACUCAGCAAGCUGCGUAUCAUGUUGUGGCAAGUGUACAAUACCGAGCUCUUGGAGCAGUUUCAAAUGCAUGCUUACCUCAAUACAAAGAUUUACUUGCUCAGUACGACAGCAUAUUAAAUGAAAGACUAUCUCAACGUUGUUCGGCAGUAAACGUUAACAUUAACGUCACAUUUGUUAAAGCAAUGCCUAGUCUUCUUGAUGAAAAUGUUGUAAAAAUGGAUUUCGUCUUAGCCAUAAUUCCAGCAAUAAAACAAACACAGUUGUAUGAUCUUUGUGGGUCCACACUAAACCUUAUAUUUGAUCUCUCCGUCCCGUAUGCCAGUGCACUUAUUGAACCUGUACUAAAUGUUUCUUCGAUUGGAAAUCAGUGCCCUCCAUUAAGAGCAAUAAGAAGUUCCAUAACACGGGGUUUUACCUGUAGUGUUGGUGAAGUACUAAAUAUGGAUACUACUGAUGUACCUAGAUGCUUGCAUUGUCCCGCUGGAACAUUCGCCGGUGAAAAGCAAAAAAUAUGUACUAUGUGCCCAAGAGGAUACUUCCAAAACCAAGCUCGACAAGGUUCAUGUCUUAAAUGUCCACAAGGGACGUUUACAAGAGAAGAAGGAUCAAAGGACUUAUCUGAUUGCGUGCCUGUAUGUGGUUAUGGAACAUAUUCACCAACAGGAUUAGUUCCUUGCUUAGAAUGUCCAAGAAAUAGCUAUACAGGCGAACCUCCCGUGGGAGGAUUCAAAGAUUGUCAAGCUUGCCCAGUUAACACCUAUACCUAUCAACCAGCCGCCGCUGGAAAAGAUAAAUGUAGAGCAAAAUGUGCGUCAGGCACAUACUCUCCAACCGGCUUGGCUCCAUGCUCACAAUGUCCAAGAAAUUUCUAUCAAAACUCAGUCGGACAAACAUUAUGUAUGGAAUGUCCAACAAAUAUGAAAACUGUUAACACCGGUGCAUCAGGAUUAGAAGAAUGCUUACCAGUUGAAUGUUCGAAUAGUGCCUGUCAGCAUGGAGGAUUGUGUGUACCGAAAGGCCAUGGUGUUCAGUGUUACUGUCCUGCUGGAUUUUCAGGACGUAGAUGUGAGAUAGAUAUUGAUGAAUGCGAAAGUCAACCUUGUUAUAAUGGAGGCACAUGCAUCGACUUACCUCAAGGAUAUAGAUGCUCUUGUCCCACAGGCUAUGGAGGUAUUAACUGUCAAGAAGAAAGAUCUGAUUGUAGAAAUGAUACUUGCCCCGAACGUGCAAUGUGCAAAGACGAACCUGGAUUUAAUAAUUAUACUUGUUUGUGUAGAUCAGGUUACACUGGCAUAGAUUGUGAUAUAUCGAUUGAUCCGUGUUCAGCAAAUGGCAAUCCUUGUAAAAAUGGAGCUUCCUGUACAGCUCUGCAACAAGGGAGGUUUACAUGUGAAUGUUUACCUGGAUGGGAGGGACAGCUUUGCGAAACUAAUACUAAUGACUGUGUUGAAAAGCCGUGUCUUCUCGGUGCACCUUGCACUGAUUUAGUCAAUGACUUCAGUUGUGCAUGUCCACCCGGCUUCACAGGAAAACGAUGUCAUGAAAAAAUUGAUCUUUGUUCUACUCAACCUUGUAAACAUGGAAUUUGCGUUGACAAACUGUUUGUACACCAAUGCAUAUGUGAUCCAGGGUGGACAGGACCGUCGUGUGAUAUUAAUAUCAAUGAAUGCGUAAUUUCUCCGUGUGAAAAUGGAGGUCGUUGUAUUGACACAAUAGACGAUUUCACUUGUAGCUGUGAAGCAGGUUUUACGGGCAAAAGAUGUCAACAUACUAUCGAUGAUUGUGCUUCAGAACCUUGCCAAAACGGUGCAACUUGUAUAGAUCAAAUAGACGGAUUUACUUGCAAAUGCCGUCCAGGAUUUAUCGGAUUGCAGUGUGAAUCAGCAAUAGAUGAAUGCUUAAACGAACCUUGUAAUCCUACGGGAACAGAAAAAUGUAUUGACUUGGAUAACAAAUUCCAAUGCCAGUGUCGUGAAGGUUUCACGGGUGAAAUGUGUGAAAAUAACAUUGACGAUUGUGCCUCCGAUCCAUGUUUCAACGGAGGAUCAUGCAAAGAUGAAAUUAAUGACUAUAAAUGUACUUGUCAACCUGGUUGGACUGGUAAACGAUGUGAACGUGAUAUUGGAAAUUGCGUGAAUUUACCUUGUCAAAAUAAUGCGAAAUGUAUCGACCUCUUCCAAGACUAUUUCUGUGUAUGUCCGAGUGGUACUGAUGGCAAACAAUGUGAAACGGCACCUGAAAGAUGUAUUGGCAGCCCUUGCAUGCACGGUGGAAAGUGCCAAGAUUUCGGCUCCGGCUUAAACUGCACUUGUUCAUUAGAUUACAUGGGUAUUGGCUGUCAAUAUGAAUUCGAUGCUUGUGAAGCAGGUCUCUGCCAGAAUGGAGCUACAUGCAUUGACGAAGGAGAGGGAUAUUCUUGUAUCUGCGCUCCUGGAUUUACAGGGAAAAACUGUGAUGAAGAUAUUAUUGAUUGUAAAGACAACUCUUGUCCACCAUCAGCAACGUGUAUAGAUUUGCCGGGCAGAUUUUAUUGUCAAUGUCCAUUUAAUCUAACGGGUGACGACUGCAGAAAAACAAUUAGCGUGGAUUACGAUCUUUACUUUAGUGAUCCACUCCGCUCCAGUGCUGCCCAAGUUGUACCCUUCGCUACAGGAUCUGCUGAUAGCUUAACAAUUGCAAUGUGGGUGCAAUAUACCCAGCAAGAUGAAGGCGGUAUUUUCUUUACAGCUUAUGGCGUGAGCAAUUCACAUAUUGCCCUUAACAAAAGAACAAUUAUACAAGCACAUUCAAACGGCGUACAAGUAUCACUUUUCCCAGAGCUACAAGAUGUUUACUUAAGUUUUGGUGAAUUUGCAACAGUUAAUGAUGGACAAUGGCAUCACGUUGCCUUGGUAUGGGACGGAAGUAAUGGUGGUGAACUAACACUUAUUACGGAAGGCUUAAUCGCUAGUAAACUUGAAGGAUAUGGAAGUGGAAAAUCACUUCCACCUUACGUUUGGGUAACGUUAGGAAAACCACAAUCGGACAAUCCCAAGGCUUACACUGAAUCGGGCUUCCAAGGCCAUUUAACAAAAGUACAAAUAUGGAACCGAGCUCUUGACGUAACUAAUGAAAUCCAAAAACAAGUUCGCGAUUGUAGAACUGAGCCAGUACUAUAUAGUGGAUUAGUUCUCACUUGGGCCGGGUAUGAAGACACUAUUGGUGGCGUAGAAAGAAUUGUACCGUCUCACUGCGGACAAAGAGUAUGUCCAAAUGGUUAUAUAGGUUCCAAAUGCCAACAACUACAAGUAGACAAAGAACCUCCGAGAGUAGAUAGGUGUCCUGGUGAUCUUUGGGUUAUCGCUAAGAAUGGAACAUCAAUCGUUAACUGGGAUAUACCCAUGUUUAGCGAUAAUGUUGACAUCGCGCGGGUAGUUGAGAAAUCUGGACACAAACCAGGACAAAACCUUGCAUGGGGAGCAUACGAUAUCGCAUACAUAGCAUAUGACAAUGCAGGGAAUGCUGCAACCUGUACUUUCAAAGUAACAGUUUUAUCUGAAUUCUGUCCACCAAUGCCUGAUCCACUUGGUGGUUACCAAUCGUGUCGCGAUUGGGGUGCAGGAGGCCAAUUUAAGGUCUGUGAAAUCGCUUGUCGUGAUGGUCUUCGAUUUUCACAACCGGUACCACCAUUUUAUACGUGUGGAGCAGAAGGUUUCUGGCGACCUACGAGUGAUCCAUCCCUACCUCUUAUUUACCCAGCUUGUUCCCCUGCAACGCCCGCUCAGCGUGUCUUCAAAAUAUCAAUGCUGUUUCCUAGUUCUGUGCUUUGUAAUGACGCUGGACAAGCAGUACUUAGACAAAAAGUUCGAAGUGCUAUUAACCAACUGAACAGAGAUUGGAGCUUCUGUUCAUAUGCUGUCGAUGGUACAAGGGAAUGUAAGGAACUAGAUAUUAAUGUGAAAUGUGAUCACCGCGCUAACGUUCGGCAGACGAGACAAGUAUCAUCUCCUCCUACGACAAACUCGAAAGACACAUACGUCCUCGAUGCUAUUAUACCAGUUGAAGAGACAAGAAGCAAUAGAGAAGGUCGUCAAGCUGGAGAUACAUACAGCGUCGAACUGUCUUUCCCGGCGGUCAACGAUCCAGUAAUCAACAACGCUAACAACGAACGCUCGACUGUAAAGUCAUUGUUAGAGAAACUUAUCCUCGAAGACGAACAAUUCGAUGUACGAAAUAUACUUCCGAACACCGUCCCAGACCCGGCUAGCUUGAAACUUGAAUCAGACUAUGCUUGUCCUAUGGGACAGGUUGUUAUGGCGCCGGAUUGUGUGGCAUGCGCUGUGGGUACAUUCCUGGAUGUUGCAAGCGACUCGUGUAAACCAUGCCCUGCCGGUUCUUAUCAAUCUGAGGCCGGUCAACUACAAUGUACACCCUGUCCUGCAAUUGCUGGUCAACCCGGUGUCACUCAAGCCACAGGAGCUAGAAGUGCAGCUGAUUGUAAAGAGAGAUGUGCCGCUGGUAAAUAUUACGACGCAGAAGCGGAGCUUUGUAGGCCUUGCGGUCACGGUUCUUAUCAGCCUCGCGAAGGAGCGUUUUCUUGUAUAGCCUGCCCGAGAGGUCAAACCACACGCGCCACAGAAGCAGUGUCUGCUGCUGAAUGUAGAGACGAUUGUCCAUCAGGCGAGCAGCUGAGCAGUGACGGCGGCUGCGAGCCGUGCGGGCGCGGCACGUGGCGCGCCACCGGCUCGGGCGCCGCGUGCGCGCCGUGCCCGCCCGGCACCACGACGCCGCAGGCGGGCGCCGCGUCCCCGGACCAGUGCUCGCUGCCGGUGUGCAGGCCCGGUUCCUUCCUCAACGUUACCCUGAAUACAUGCAUACAGUGUAAGAAGGGCACGUACCAGUCGGAAAUGCAACAGACUCUCUGUAUACCUUGCCCUAUCAACACCAGCACAAGAGGACCGGGUGCGACAUCGGAGUCGGACUGCACAAACCCUUGCGAGAUGAGCGGCCCUGAGAUGCACUGCGACACGAAUGCCUAUUGUCUACUGAUACCGGAAACUAGUGAAUUCAAGUGUCAAUGUAAACCUGGUUUUAAUGGCACCGGAAAAGUUUGUACUGAUGUUUGUCAAGACUUCUGUGACAACGGUGGCGAAUGUGUAAAGGACGCCCGAGGUGAACCAUCGUGUCGCUGCGCUGGCUCGUUCACUGGUCGCCAUUGCAGAGACAAAAGCGAAUUCGCCUACAUUGCUAGUGGUGUUGCGGGCGGAGUGAUCUUCAUCAUAUUCCUUGUUCUUCUUGUAUGGAUGAUUUGUGCAAGGUCGACAAAGAAGAGAGAACCAAAGAAAACACUAACACCAGCUAUAGACCAAAACGGAUCUCAAGUCAACUUCUACUACGGAGCACACACGCCGUAUGCGGAAUCUAUUGCGCCGUCACAUCACUCCACUUACGCACAUUAUUAUGACGAUGAAGAAGACGGCUGGGAGAUGCCUAACUUCUACAACGAAACAUACAUGAAGGAGAGUUUGCAUAAUGGCAUGAAUGGGAAAAUGAAUAGCUUAGCACGAUCGAACGCUAGCAUAUACGGAACGAAAGAGGAUCUGUACGACAGAUUAAAGAGACAUGCGUAUCCUGGUAAGAAAGAUAAGAGUGACAGCGACAGUGAGGGUCAAUAAACAUAUCGAAGGACUGCGUUUUGUCGUAUUCUGGUCAAACUAUACAAUACUAUGUCGUGUUAGUUUCAACUCUCGGUGUCUUGUUAUGCAAUUAAAAUUAGAACUUUUUUAUGACUUAUUUUUAUCGGUCAUGUUGCCGGGAGAUAUUUUAUAGUAACUUUGUACUCUGCUAGCUUUAUUAUUAGUUUUAUUUUGAAGUAUUAACACACUCACUGUUUUAUGGCCCCACCAAACCUAAUAUUUGUAAUCAUAAUUCACUUUAGGUGCUGAAGCAAAAAUCUUAAAACGACAAUAUUUUUGGCUAUUUGAUUAUUUAACUGGAAACAGUGAAUGUGUUGAUGUUCUGAUAUUAUGAUCAACGAAUGUGAAAUGCUCAAAUAUUUUAGGCAAAAGCCAUAUCGAAAAACAGGUCUAUUAUUUGACUUUUAUAAUAAUAAUACGAUGACAAUCUCAUGCAAUUAUAGCUAUUACAACGAAGUGUAAAUAUACUUUAUAAUAUUUUUGUAUAUUUAUAGUAGACCUCAAAAACGGUGUUUAGUUGUAAUAUUAUUUCUAUUAUAGGUAAGCUAUGUACUUUGCGUGAGCAAUGAUCAAAUCAUAAAUGUUGUGUUGAUAUUUUAAGUUGUAUUAUAAACCGGACUGUAUUUUAUAACAAUACAUUAUGUAAAAAAGUGUGUGGGUGUAUAUUAAGAGAGAAUGUAUAGAAUGUUUUAUAUAAAAUGAAUGUAAUUUGAUAAGCUAUAUAAUACGGGAACAUAAUAAGUUUAUUAUUUAAAAUAAUUCUUUCAAUUUACAAACUUAAUGAAAUCGAUAAUAUAAAUAACCAUUGAAUUAUAAUAAUUAUUAUAAUACUCAUUGAUUUCGUGCGUGGUUUGUAGGUACCCCAUCACAAUUAUUACCACAUUAGUGAUUACUUGAACGAUAAUAUUUUACAAAGAAAUAAAUUAACAUUAUAUAUAGA
Melitaea cinxia (Glanville fritillary) is the source of this 11773-nucleotide messenger RNA. RefSeq names its product sushi, von Willebrand factor type A, EGF and pentraxin domain-containing protein 1 (gene uif). Gene Ontology annotation, biological process: Notch signaling pathway. Gene Ontology annotation, molecular function: Notch binding; calcium ion binding. The transcript has 35 exons. NCBI's taxonomy places the organism in Eukaryota, Metazoa, Arthropoda, Insecta, Lepidoptera, Nymphalidae. The record is from RefSeq and is a predicted model, not a curated record. Bases 91 to 10812 code for a protein of 3573 amino acids.